UUUGCUUAGAAGCGACUGACGCAUUAUGGAUCUAGCACUCAAGAGGCCAUGGGCUGGGUUGCUGUUCUUCUUCUGGGUUGGGAUGGUCCUUUCUGAAACAGGAGAGCCCUAUGGACCUCAACUGAAAAUUCAUCGCAAAGCAAUAGAACGCAUAAUCCAGAAGUCCAUGACAGAGGGGAACAUUUUGGAUGAAAUGUCAUCUAUGGCAACGAAGAAUAAGGGUGGUGCCCAAGCGAUCAAAGGCAUGAAAGCGAUGAAAGUUAAAGAAAUCACACCCCCUGAAAUUUGCACAAAGUUAAUUCCACACAACCAAAUGCAAACGUCAGUGAUCACUAGCAUCACAGUUGCUGGGAAAAGCAAUGUAGGUGGAAAAAUGGAGAUCACUCUGAAAGCCAAAAUGAACAUCAUGAUUAAGAUGUCAAAACACCCCACAAAGCAUAUUGGGAUGGAGAAAAUGGGAUGUGAAGUGCAAGUGUUGGCCUGGACAACCAACCUUCCCAGCAGGAUGAUUCCGAAAGUAGUGAAUAAGUUUUUGAAUACUACGCUUGGGAAAGUCAUGCCUGGCAUGAUGUGCCCAGCAGCAGACAAGGUGAUUACAUUUAUGGAGACAAAAGUAGAAGCUAUGUUUGAAAAGAAAUCUUUCGGUAAGAACGGAACUCUGUGGUAUGAAGUGGUUGAAGAACCAGCAGUCUUCCCAGAUUACAACUUCAUUCAUCUCAAGGCAAGAGCGGCUGGCUACAUCAUUCAUCAUACCCCCACAUUUUCACCAGUCAGCACUAAUUUGGGGUGA
Messenger RNA from Candoia aspera, 790 nucleotides. RefSeq names its product BPI fold-containing family B member 6-like. Bases 26 to 790 code for a protein of 254 amino acids. The record is from RefSeq and is a predicted model, not a curated record. Gene Ontology annotation, molecular function: lipid binding. Lineage: Eukaryota; Metazoa; Chordata; Lepidosauria; Squamata; Candoiidae. The transcript is spliced from 7 exons.